AUGCGGCGCCUCUUGUCGCCUAGCAAAGGCCGUGGCGAGAGCCAAGAGAGCCAAGCCGAAGGCUGCGACGAUGGCGGCACCGACGCAGCAAGUACAAACGAGCCGCCACCGCGGAGCACGGGUUCGUCCCGCGUCGGCUCGUUCUUCAACAAAUCUUCCGAGAGUGCUGCUGCGCCAAGCGACGAGAAGAGCCCGAAGAAGAAAAAAGGCUUUGGCUUUGGCAACUUUACAACCCCCAAGUUUACUCUAAGCAGCCUCAAUCCGCUCAAGCGCAGUCCCAAGAAAGGCGCCGUCGCCAAAGGGGGCGUGCCCCCGCCGCCCGACCGGCCCAUCGCAAUGCUGUUUGCAAGUGCCAAGUACAAGGCGCAUCUUUUACAUGUCUGCAGCUACCUUCCGUUCAUAUCGCUGGGGCGGUUGGCGCAAGUGUCGAUGGCGCUCCAAGACUUUGUACUAGACGUGCUGCAGACGCCACUUCGUCUCGCGUCGUACCGGGCUUCGAUCCCGACAAGGUAUUAUCUCUACCAGACGCUCCUUCGUGAUCACUUGCUUGCCCGGAAUCGAACCGCCACUGACGUGGACAUUCCCAAGCACGUGCUUUCGUAUCUAAACCUCAAGGACCGUUUGAUGCUGACGACGGUGUGUCGGCGCUUUAUCAGGAUUGUGGGCUCGAUGGACCUUCGGCUGUGGGGGCAGCACCAAGGCCAUGCCUUUGUACAAGGCUAUGACAUUGAGAGCAAGGCGUUCUGGCUCGUACGGCACUGCUAUGCUCGCACCACGUCCAUUUCACUGAAUUAUAUGACCUCGCCGCAAGUCCAAGUCUUUCUGAACGCACUCGCGCACGGUUGCUUCCCAAAAGUGACCCAUUUUCACCUCGGCCAUGUCCACUUUGUCGAGUCGCCACUUCAUUUGUGCACGCAGCUGCUCGAGGCACUGGACCAAGCACAACUUUGGGCUCAACUGGAGAGUUUGUCGCUGCAAGGAUUCGACUGGACGCUUCCUGGGUACGCUGCGUUGUUUGCCCAUCUCUUUCAGCGACCGAGCGACCGCUUGCGCCACUUGGAUCUCUCGGACAAUGCGCUGGAGCACCUCAAUGUCGUGCGACUCUCGCCGUGGUUUGUUCGAGAGCAUCUACACGGCUUAACGUCCUGGACCCUUCGCAAUACAACGCUCACAAGUGCGAGCUUCCCCGAGGUCCUGACCUGCCUCGAGCAUCUUCCAUCGCUUCAAGCGCUGGAUGUUUCAGCCAACGACUUGGGCCUGGACGCUUGGGAUGCGCUCGGUGCCUACUGCUCGACGCCUCGCAGUGUCUUUACCCACCUCGUUGAAUUCAACUGCAGCGGGACUAGCUACAACGUGUCGGGAAUGCUCGUGCUCUUUCGUGCGCUCUCAUCUGUCGACUGCGUGCAUUUAACGACACUCGACGUCAGCGACAGUGUUGUUGCGCUGGCAAAGUGCUUGGUACUGGAGCGCAUCCCGCGUCUCCGGCAUCUCAACCUCGCGCGAACACAACUGACGGCCGAGAGCUUUCCGCUGCUGACACAGGCUUUUGCUGGAAAAUGGUUUUAUAUCCAAAGCGCACAGCGCUACGAGGCCAUGCCAGGACAUGCGUUAACCUAUCUCAACGUCUCGGGCAACGUCAUUGGGGCGGGCAUGGCGGCGCUUUGGACAGCAAUGACUGCGUCGGCGUUGCGCUCGCUCGAGACGCUGAUUGUGUCGUACACGCACCUGGCGAUGCAAGAAUUCAACGCGAUGGCGCAGACGUUUCGACGCGGCCAGUGGUGCCCCGCCCUGCGCCACAUCGACUUGAGUGGAAAUGCGCCGAAAAGCACCGGGAUCAUUCGAUUCGCUUCGUUCUUUCAGUCGACAACCGCGCAGCAGCUGCGGCACUUGGACCUGAGUUACAACGAUGUGGACUCGGCGACGCUGGAUCGGCUCGUCGAUGCGAUUGAAGCAUCGUUUUCUCCGUCGCUGAUGCAUCUCAACGUCAGCCGCAACUUGCGGCUGCAAGGGACGACGAUCGCCCACGUCAACCAAAUGGUGCGAGGUCCGAGCUGCCCGAGCUUGCGUUGCUUGCUCAUGGGAGACACGGCAACGCCGGACGCAGGGUUCGCGCUUGUCAAGCACAUUCGAAGCCACCAGAGCCCGGCCGCACUCGAGCGCCGACGAGAGGAGCUCCGCGCGGCCAAGCGCGACGCGUUCGAGGCAGCGAGUCGCCAAGCAGCGAUCGAGACGGACGAGCGCACUACGAUGAAGUGUGCAAUCCGAAGGGCUCUCUAUGACCGGCUCGAAGCCGAAGCCGCGCAGGCCAACCGCGUCGCAAGCCCGGGGAAGCGCCAUGCGAAAAGUCAAACCGACGACUUGCCGAUUUUCCGCAAGAUGAGCGAAGAAAUUCUCGCGACCCUGGGCGGCGGGUUGUACAACUAA
Molecule: messenger RNA, 2424 nt
Organism: Saprolegnia parasitica CBS 223.65
Lineage: Eukaryota; Oomycota; Saprolegniomycetes; Saprolegniales; Saprolegniaceae
Exons: 16
Coding region: 1-2424 (807 amino acids)
Molecular function (GO): protein binding
Source: RefSeq, a predicted model, not a curated record